GGGGGGGCGUUAGGAUAUUAUUAUGGUGUUGGGUAAACGCGCAGUCUAACCUAGCCCAGCCCCAGACGACCGAUUGAAUUUUGUUAUCGCGAUUCACACAACAUCGUCAAAAUGUGUAAUCCAAUUCUCAUUGACCCAAACCCUAGAUUUAUUCCCACUUUCUCUGUGUUUCUGUCGGUGAAUUCGAGACGAAGAAUUUGCAUGUUACAUUGAUUCGCAGUCACGCAAAAAUCUCUAUCAGAUCUGGUUGAUUGUAUCGGUUGAACACAAUUUCUUCCACCUCAAGCAUGUUCUGAUAGGUUAUGAUUGUGAAGAUGGAUAAAGCAGUUGCUUCUUCAUCACAUGACCUCGCCCAACGUCUUUUUGACAAAAACAUUGAGUUGGAAAAUAAGCGCCGAAAGUCAGCUCAAGCAAGAGUGCCAUCAGAUCCAAAUGCUUGGCAACAAAUGCGUGAAAAUUUUGAAACAAUAAUACUUGAAGACCAUAGCUUUUCUGAGAAGCACAGUAUUGAAUUUGCUCUAUGGCAGUUACAUUACCGAAGGAUUGAGGAAUUCAGGGCUCAUUACAAUGCUGCAUCUGCUACAGAUUCAACCACAUCUAGGGCAGGGGGGGCUGCCCGACCUGACCGAGCUUCAAAAAUUCGUCUGCAAUUCAAAACUUUCCUCUCAGAAGCUACUGGUUUUUACCAUGAUCUAAUUUUAAAGAUUCGGGCCAAAUAUGGACUCCCAAUUGGACAAUUCUACCCUGAACCCGAGAACCAUAAUGUGAAGGAGAAAGAUGGAAAGAAAUUUAAUGAAGUUAAAAAGGGUUUGAUAUCCUGCCAUCGUUGUUUGAUAUAUCUUGGUGAUCUUGCACGCUAUAAAGGGCUUUAUGGGGAAGGUGAAUCAAAAAGUCGUGAUUAUGCAGCUGCUUCAAGUUACUAUUUGCAAGCAGCUUCUCUUUGGCCAUCUAGUGGGAAUCCACAUCAUCAGCUUGCUAUAUUGGCUACUUAUUCAGGAGAUGAAUUGAUGGCUGUAUACCGUUAUUUCCGAAGUCUGGCAGCUGAAAAUCCCUUCUCCACUGCAAGGGAUAACUUGAUAGUAGCCUUUGAGAAGAAUCGGCAAAGUUAUAGUCAGUUGCAUGUUGAUUCAAAAGCUUCUUCUGUUAGGACAAGAGGCAGAGGAAGAGGGAAAGGGGAGCCAGGUGUCCGAUCAAAGGAGCCAAUUACCGAUACUACCCCUGAUGUGGAAAAAGCAACUGAAAUUCGCCAAGUGUUUAAAGCUUUUCGUGUUCGGUUUGUUCGAUUGAAUGGCAUUCUUUUCACACGCACAAGCUUGGAGACAUUUGAAGAAAUCCUCUCUCUAGUCACCAACACUUUACAAACCCUUCUUUCUUCCGGAGCAGAAGACGAGCCAAAUUUUGGCACGGAUAAUUCCGAAAACGCCCUUUUCAUCGUAAUACUUGUCACCAUACUUAUAUUCACAGUCAACAACGUAAAAGGAGGACCCGAAGGUCAAACAUACGCAGACAUUGUCCAAAACACAGUUCUCCUCAAAAACGCCCUCAUCACAUUUCACAAUCUAAUCGGUCAACUCCUGAAAAGAUGCCUACAGUUGACCAAUCCUUCCUCAAGCUUCUUACUUCCCGGAAUCCUAAUUUCCAUGGAAUAUCUCGCUUCUCGACCCGAUGUUAUUACUGAAACUGAUGACUUUUGGACCCACUGCAUAUCUUUCUUCAAUAAACUUCUCUCUGCUGAAAUCAAUGAUAUGACAAGGUAUGAAGAGAGGAGGGAAAAUGAUUAUCAGCCUGCAUUGUGGGAGGAUUUUGAAACCAGAGGAUUUUUGCCCCUUCAAUCUGCCCAAACUUUUUUGGAUUUUUCAAGGAAGCAUUCUGUUUCGGGUGAUAAAUCGGCUCGUGUCAAGCGGCUUCUGGCUGCUGGGAAAGUUAUUGCUGACCGGAUUACAGUUGACCGGAAAAAGGUCAGGUUUGACCCCAACAUGAAAAAGUUUGUUAUUGGCAUUGAAACACAGAAACAUGAAAACAAAUCAAAUGGGGUGAUUAACGAGGAGGCACCUGCACCUGCACCUGUGGAAAGUGAUGAGGAGGAUGAAGUGAUUGUUUUUCGGCCAAAUUUGAUUGAUAAUCGGACGGAAAUGCCCCUGGUAAAAGGGACCACUCAAGAGGAGGUUGAGAAUGUGCAAAGUAAAGAUUCGGGUACUACUACUACUUCUCAGUUUGCGGUUCCGGUUUCGGUGUACAAUGCAGUCGGGCAGCCAUAUCAUCAGUCUCCGAUGUGGCCGGGCAGCCUUACGGGCGGGUUUAAAGGUUUAAGCUUAAUGGAAAACGGGCAUGCGGGUCAACCCGGAAUGCAGAGUUCAAAUGCUGCACUUCCAAUCCAGCAGGUUAUGGGUAUACGUGAAAACAGUGUAAAUUACGAUAUCAUCCCUCCUUCUGGACCAGAUCCUUACAUUGUGGGUCGAAACACGUUCCCAAAUAUGCCGACUAGCUCUUUGAAAGUUUCUACGGGUCGACCCGUUAGACAUCUUGGACCCCCACCUGGAUUUAGCUCUGUGAGACCUAAUAGUAAUAAGCAAGUGGGACAGAAUCAGAAUCAGAAUCCUGUGAAUGAUGAUUAUAGCUGGUUGGAUGGGUAUCAGUUGCAAUCAUCAAUGAAGGCAGGGGUACAACCGGUAAAUUUCGGGACCCACUAUAUGAAUAUGAAUAUGAAUAUGAAUGAAUCCGUUGCUACUACUUCUAGUUUUCCGUUUCCCGGGAAACAAGUUCAAGUUCAGUUUGAAGGUGCAAGGCAGCAAAACUGGCCGGAAACCGCCACAGACCACCGUGAAACACUUCAACAGCAGUAUGUUCCCCUUCCCCGAUUGGACCAACAAGGGGGACAGUCUACAUGGAAAGGCAAUCAGUUUGUGUGAUUUCUCUGAGCAGGGGACGGUCAUUCGUGAUUGUUCUGAUGUGGCAUUUGAUCCUCUUCUUUAUCAUCAUGACAUGAAGUUACACACUCCAACUUAAACCAAAUCAAUUUUCUUAAAUUUUAUUUUGGAGUGUGGUGGUGCUGGCAAUCUCGGCAUGCUUGCAGCCAAAAAAAGACUGUGAGUGGCUUUCCCAGUGGAGUCGGAAACAACCUGGUACUGUUGAGUUCUACAUUUGUGGUUAUUUGGGUUGGGGAGGGAUGUGGUCCAUGUCAGCAUAUCCAUAUCCAUAUCUGCCUAAAAUCUGUAUAAAUGUCACUUGUGGCUUUGGCUUAUCUCUGGAGAUGAAAAUGGUGGAACAUCACAAUGGAAGCAUAUUAUAAUAAAUCAUAACAUAUAAAUGUUUGUUAUAUUCAACUUCUGCCAUUCGCCCUGAUGCUUCUCUGUAUGUUAGAAAUAAUCUUGGUUUUUUGGUUUUUGUUUUUUAUUGAUACAUGAGAGAGGUAUGUUUUUACUUUUGUUUUUGUUGGAUUUUGAACAAACUACUACAAUUUCACAUGAUGUUUGUUGCUCAAUAAAUUUUUAUUUGCUUUA
Messenger RNA from Lactuca sativa (garden lettuce), 3500 nucleotides. RefSeq names its product Telomerase activating protein Est1 (gene SMG7). NCBI's taxonomy places the organism in Eukaryota, Viridiplantae, Streptophyta, Magnoliopsida, Asterales, Asteraceae. Gene Ontology annotation, biological process: nuclear-transcribed mRNA catabolic process, nonsense-mediated decay. Gene Ontology annotation, molecular function: telomerase RNA binding; protein binding; telomeric repeat DNA binding. Gene Ontology annotation, cellular component: telomerase holoenzyme complex. The record is from RefSeq and is a predicted model, not a curated record.